Hordeum vulgare subsp. vulgare (domesticated barley) is the source of this 854-nucleotide messenger RNA. RefSeq lists its product as uncharacterized. The record is from RefSeq and is a predicted model, not a curated record. Bases 49 to 531 code for a protein of 160 amino acids. Lineage: Eukaryota; Viridiplantae; Streptophyta; Magnoliopsida; Poales; Poaceae. The transcript is spliced from 3 exons.
CGUCCCCCGAUACCCGCGCUCGCACCCGUAGACAACCCUGAUUUGUGGAUGGAUUUCACCACGUCCAUCGUUCCACACCUCUCCCUCAUCUCCUCUCUCCUCCUUGCCGCCGCUACAAGACACUGCCAGGCGAAGUUUAGCACCUCAGCCUACGAUCCAGACGUCGAGGCGCCAGGACUGUGUGAUAUGCCCGUCGAUCCGCUUUGGGCGCAUUCCGUUCAUUGUGCUGCCUAUUUUCGUGGUGCGAAUUCCGGUGACGUUUUAGAUCCAACAACGAAGACACCCGACGGAGAAGAAGGAGGCCCGUCGUGGCGCAGGUCCCUACAGCACGUGUGCGUCGCCACACUCACCUCCUUCCUCUUCGGCUACCACACCGGAGUGGUGAACGAGCCGCUCGAGAGCAUCUCCGCUGACCUCGGCUUUGCCGGGCCUGUGGUGAGCAUAUGCUUGGGGGAGCGUUCGUCAGAUGCCUGUUUAGUGGCUCUGUUGCUGACGGAAUUGGUCUUUUCAGCUCAGUGUGUCACUCUUUAGGUCACAAGAUCAGAAGUAACAGACUGAUUUAACUUACAUGUCCUUAUGAACAUACAGAAACUGAUGGUUAACGAUAUUUGGUCGUGCCACCAACUGUUUGUUAUUUGUUCCAUGUGACUAUUACAGAAUUUUUAGUUUGUACAGAGGAUACAAGGGGGUUGUUUCACAUCUGAUUCAGCAUCUUCUUCAAGGUUACAUCUUCCCCUGUACUGAUAUAUUAGCUUUGCAGUUUGUAUUUAUUAGUGGCCAAAGAUUCAUGCUUGCUCCUUUCGCUGUUGCCCAUAGGUUUAGUUGAUUAUAAAAAGGUUAUUUAUAACUGGUAA